GCUGCCCCGGCCGGGACCCCGCCUGCUCGGUGCGCGGCUGGAGGCUGGACCGGGUCUACGGGACGUGCUUCUGCGACCAAGCCUGCCGCCUCACCGGGGACUGCUGCUUCGACUACGCCAGGGCGUGUCCAGCUCGCCCGUGCUCCGUGGGGGAGUGGAGCGCCUGGAGCGGCUGUGCGGACCAGUGCAAGCCCACGACCCGCGUGCGGAGGCGCUCGGUGCGCCAGGAGCCUCGGAACGGCGGCGCGCCCUGCCCUCCGCUGGAGGAGCGCGCCGGCUGCCUGGAGUACUCCACGACGCUCGGCCGGGACUGCGGGCACGCCUUCGUCCCUGCCUUUAUAACUACCUCUGCAUUCAACAAGGAGAGGACAAGACAAGCCGCAUCUCCGCAGUGGUCUACACACACAGAGGAGCCUGGGUACUGCAUGGAGUUUAGGACCGAGUCCCUGACUCCACACUGUGCUCUGGAGACGCGGCCGCUGACCCGCUGGAUGCAGUAUCUCCGAGAGGGGUACACAGUGUGCGUGGACUGUCAGCCUCCGGCUAUGAAUGCCCGGAGCCUUCGCUGCUCCGGAGAUGGUCAGGACUCUGACGGAAACCAGACCCUCCACUGGCAAGCAAUUGGCAAUUCGCGAUGUCAAGGGACCUGGAAAAAAGUUCGGCGUGUGGCCCAGUGUUCUUGUCCGGCUGUUCACAGUUUCAUUUUUAUAUAGAUUGCCACGUCGAGCUUUCUGUUUAUACACGUGCUAAAUAUUGUGUUCAACACUUACGGACCUUCGAACACUGGCUGAGGUUCCGGGGGCCCGUGCCACGGCCACACAGUGGGGGAGCUGGGAGAAAACGGAGGGGCUAAUUCUCAAGGACAGAGGUGUCUGUUGGUUCUCCCAACACGAGGACCCACCACGAAAGCUCCCGUGGCCUUACGUCUGUCUGCAAGAGAAUUACGACCACGCGGUUCCAGUCCACUUUGUGGUGAUAAAUUCUUAUUUAAGGCUUUCCAUGCUUUGUCUUGCACAUUUUUAUCUUAUUCCAUAAAUCUCUUUAAAAGCUUUUCAUUUUAAAAAGUAUAUAUAUAUAUAUAUUUUUUUUUUUUUCUCACAUAUACAUUUCCCAUAUGUUAUUCCAUAAGUUGUGAAAUAAUUUCAAGUAAAUUACAGAAAUAAUGUCCCACAGGGCAAGUUGUUUAAAAUUUCCAUAAGCAUUUUUUUUGGUGGGGGACCUCUAAUCAAACUCAGGACCUCACGCUUGCCAGGCAGGGGCUGCGCUACUGAGCUAUAUCCCUGGUCCCUCUGUAAGAAGUUUUGUAAUGAUAAAUCAACAGCUAUGCUGGAAUAUUUUUUGGAGGAGCAAUUUUGUUCAGUUAAUUGAAAAGAACAGUCCACAGAUUUACUUUAAAUGCUGUAAUUUUCAUGAAGAAAAAUUCUGGCAUCGAUGAAUAAAACAAUUGCUUUCAUUAUGAAAAUUC
Messenger RNA from Chinchilla lanigera (long-tailed chinchilla), 1465 nucleotides. RefSeq names its product somatomedin B and thrombospondin, type 1 domain containing (gene Sbspon). NCBI's taxonomy places the organism in Eukaryota, Metazoa, Chordata, Mammalia, Rodentia, Chinchillidae. The record is from RefSeq and is a predicted model, not a curated record.